AUGUCAGCUCAAAAUCCAUUCGAUCAGAAAAAGGCAGCUAUUUUAUCUGAAAUAAACUCCUCGCAGCCCGAUCUGUCACCAAAAGGUUCCAUCGACAGAUUAUGUCUGCCAAUAAUCAAACUAAUCAAUUCACAUGAAGAUAUGGUUACUACAUCAUCAUGCUCUGGCAGAAUAAGUGUGUUUGCAGAAGGUGUCAAGGAUUAUAAAGGUAAUGUCAAAGUUGGGGGUAAAGGACAAGGUGGUAAGUGGUUAUAUGUCAGUCAUGACAGUGAUAAGGUAAGAGGUUGGAUUGAUACAUUAAACACAUCAGACCAAGAAAUAAUUAGCGGAACAGUAGAAGAUAAUUUAAUUGCAUCUGAUGGUAGUACAAGGUAUCUCCUGUACAAAUAUGAACCGUUCAUUUUGCAUGUGAAAUGUAGAAAUUUUGAAAUGGCGUCCAGGUUGUAUAACGUUGCCAUGGCAUGUGGGUUUAGGGAAAGUGGUAUUGGGUCUAAUAAUCUUGUUGCUGUAAGAAUAAACAUUAAGCUAGAUGUUCCAAUAGGUUUUGUUGAUGAUAAAGAAAAACUGAAUCUAUUUGUAAGCCCUAACUAUAUUCAAUUACUAGAUAAAUUAACCUUAACCAAGUUUGAAGAAAAUGAGAAAAAGAUGAAGGAAUUAUAUGUUAAAAUUGAAAACCAAAUUAUUAAUGGAAAUCCUAUAGCCAGCCUGGAGGCUAAGAAAGAACAAGAAACAAAAGAGGAGAGGAGAGAGAGAAAAAGAAGAGAAGGUCUUGAAAGACAGCGUAAAGCUAAGGAUCAGAAGGCUGCAGCUACUGAUUGA
Naumovozyma castellii is the source of this 819-nucleotide messenger RNA. It is a transcript of the gene TYW3, whose product is annotated as tRNA methyltransferase TYW3. The transcript has a single exon. NCBI's taxonomy places the organism in Eukaryota, Fungi, Ascomycota, Saccharomycetes, Saccharomycetales, Saccharomycetaceae. The record is from RefSeq and is a predicted model, not a curated record. The coding region runs from base 1 to 819 and encodes 272 amino acids.